Molecule: messenger RNA, 1088 nt
Organism: Zeugodacus cucurbitae (melon fly)
Lineage: Eukaryota; Metazoa; Arthropoda; Insecta; Diptera; Tephritidae
Exons: 1
Coding region: 260-1018 (252 amino acids)
Source: RefSeq, a predicted model, not a curated record
UCACUAGGUAGACUCGCCGAUUGUGGGAGCAAAGUGAGGAGAAGGUACAGUUUGAAUUGCCGAUUUUUAACUUUCUUCAACGAAGUCAGCGGAGCGGAGGACAAAAGUAUUUACUAAGUAUUUAAAAAGGUGUUCCAGCCAGCAUAUGACGAUACUACUCUAGUAGUCUCGAACAUUUAAAGCAUAUUUUAGGGUCUAUUUACCAAAAAUCUAUAUUUAUCUUUCCCCAAAACCAUUCUCAAUCUUUGGAUUCGGCUAUAUGGUGACAGAUUUGGACCGACCAAGGUGCCUUAAACAUGUUGCCAACCAUCUUAAAUGUGAAUCCAAAAAAGUCAGCUCUAAACUUUACGACAACUUGGAUCCUCAAGUAAAACACUUUGUCAUUGCUUUUCAUUUAGAAAUUCGUUUUCAAUAUCAUAAAAAGAAGACAGGCGAAUUGAAAUAUACUAUAAAAUACUUUAGAGACGACGAAAUGCGAUAUAUAAUUACGUUCUACAACAUAAUACUCUUAAAUAUGCUGUCUGCGGGGGCGCGUGAAGAACUGGAUAAGAGUUGUCCGCAAGUGAUAAAUAUUGAGUGGAAUGAUGUGUGCCAUGGAACUAUAACAAGCGAGAUCAAGCUCAAGUACAAAGAUCAAAUGACAAGCAUUGGAACGCCCUUCAAAGUACUGGUCUCAACGAGUAUCCCGGGCUUCCUGGUGACUUUCUAUGAUUCAUUUCUGUUAACUUGUACAACGCUUCGUAUUGACAAGAAUUUGGUGGCCACUUGUGCCAAAAACGGCAACUAUACGAUAAAGCCUUCCAUGGUUUACUGUUUUAAUUAUUAUCUAUAUUAUGUAACUGAAUUGAUGGAAGUAUGCUUUGACCCAGCAGAUUACAAUUUACUUGCAGUACCUUUUAAAUUUGUGGCACUGCACUAUGCCUACACGCCACCACUUGAAGGGGGGCCAAUUGCCCUCGAUAUAACUCCGAAAUGGCUGCUUUAUGUAAUCGUCGCUAUGCUGGUGUGGGUGACUUGACAAUCAUAUAUGUAUAUAUAUAUAUGAGUGUGUGUAAAUAAAUCAAUGAAUCAAAUAAAAAUAUUUUGUU